Messenger RNA from Pochonia chlamydosporia 170, 942 nucleotides. Its product is annotated as Mg2+ transporter protein. Bases 1 to 942 code for a protein of 313 amino acids. The record is from RefSeq and is a predicted model, not a curated record. NCBI's taxonomy places the organism in Eukaryota, Fungi, Ascomycota, Sordariomycetes, Hypocreales, Clavicipitaceae. The transcript has a single exon.
AUGCGCUCUGUUCUCAUUGUGCUGUCAGCAGGUCUGGCUGUCGCGAUGCCUGCUCGUCGCGCCGUCACCGAACUCAACCAAGCUGCCACCGAAGAAGCUCACCAGCGUGACGACACCGCCACACGAGCCUUUUCCAACGUGCAAAUCAAGACGGCAGACGGAAAAUGCCUCUUCGUGGACAAGCUCUCCGGCGACUUCAGAGCCAAUCUUACGCCCGUGCAAGUCGCUACGUGCGGUACCACGGACGGCCAGGGCUGGGACGUCAUCACCUCUGGCAAGCACAACGACCAGCAGGGCCAGGCUCUCAUUGUGAGCACCCUCACGCAGGCAUGCUUGAACUUUGAUCCGCGACGCCAGGCUGGCGAUCAGGUUAAUCUGUUUUCGUGCGGUGGGCGAGCCGAUGGUGGUGGACAGGUUACCAACUCGCAGUUGUUUGCGUUCAAUGGCCAGGCUGGGCCGUUGAGCUUGGUGCCGGGGAAUGGACAGCAGCAGUGUCUGUCUAGCAAGGCGCAGAGGAUUGAUAUUGCGGCUUGUGCGAAUGGUGCGCAGGACCAGAGCUUUACGUUUGGGGGAGCGGUGGCUGGGAAUGGAACUGUGAAUAAUGGAGGUGCUGGUGGAAAUGGGAAUGGCAAUGGCAAUGGCAACAAUGGCCAGGGAAAUGGAAACCAAGGCAAUGCCGGUGGCAACCAAGGUAGCGGUAACGGCGGUCAAGAUGCUGGGAACAACGGGGGCCAGGGGAACAAUGGAAGUGGAAAUCAAGGGAAUGGCAACCAGGGCAACCAGGGCAACAAUAACCAAGGCAAUGGGAAUCAGGGCAAUGGUAACGUGAACAACGGCAACCAGGGAAAUAAUGGCAAUGGCAAUGGCAAUGGCAACGGCAACGGCAACGGCAACGGCAAUAACUCCUGUUCGUGCAAAAACAGGGCCAAGCACAACCAUUAA